AUGAGGGGUAGUCGGGAAAUUUUUAGAAGCUUGGACGGCUCUUCGGCUAUUUUAUGGUUCCCUGCAUUUACGGGCAGAAUAAGAUACAAAUCGGUUUUACGCAAAAGAAGAUCUGCUACUGUUAUUUUUGACGAAAUAGUAGUAACUAGCUGCUACAUCUCACCUAACGUGAAUAGCCAUAUUUUUGAGAAAUUCCUGGAGGAUUUAUAUCCUAGAAUUCCUGAUAUACAAGCUGAGAUACUGAUUGGCGGAGACUUCAACGCUAAAUCUGCCCACUGGGGUUCUAGAUAUUCAAACAGACAAGGUGACCUUGUGAUGAGCUGGGCGGCCUCCUGCGGAUUGGUAUUGGUCAAUUCGGGGAACCUUCCUACCUGCGUCAGGCCUCAGGGUGAGUCGAUUGUUGACCUAACCUGGGCCUCACCUUCCGCACUCACUAGAUUGAAGAACUGGAGGGUUAUGGAUGACGCGAUCUCUCUCUCUGAUCACCAAUAUAUUGCUAUGGUUUUUGUUUCUCAGAGUUCUUCUAACGAAAAAGUAAAGGUUGGCAAAAGGUGGAACUUUGCCAAAAUAGAUAAAGAACUUUUCACUGAGGCGGUCGAAUUCACCAUACAAUACGGUCCAGAAAUAACCGAUGAAUAUAAUGACUCUCCAGAUGAAUAUGCAUUCUGGAUAACUCGUAUAGUUACCGAAGCUUGUGAUACAUCAGCUCCUAUAUGCCGAGGGAGGAAUGUCAGGAGAAAUCCUCAUUGGUGGACAGACGAGAUUUCAUCAUUAAGAAAGGCUGCUAUUGCCGCUCGUAGACUCUGGUUCAGAGGCAAAUCAAGGAAACUGGAUAACGCUACCAUCAAGAAUAGAUGUCAACUUUUCAAAUUAGCUAAGAAAAAAUUAAGGAACGCCAUCAAACAAGCCAAAAACCGAGCCUGGCAGAACCUUAUCCUCACAAUCAAUAAAGAUCCAUGGGGGUUACCAUAUAAGCUGGUUUUAAAUAAGCUAAGGAAGACAGGUCUUGCAAUUUCCGAACAACUGGAUGUUGAUCUCUUAAAUAAGAAGCUGGACGAGCUUUUUCCUCACAACAUUUUGUCUGGUAGGCAAAUCAAUGAGAAUUCUUCCGCUAAUUUUGAAUGA
Nylanderia fulva is the source of this 1125-nucleotide messenger RNA. Lineage: Eukaryota; Metazoa; Arthropoda; Insecta; Hymenoptera; Formicidae. The record is from RefSeq and is a predicted model, not a curated record.